AGUAGCAUGAAUAUGGUAAUGUUAGUAGUUGUGAUAGGCCAUAGGUAAUAGUAAAAGUAUUAAUUGUUUUCAUGUAUUAAGAUGAUCUACAAUGAAAAGUAUAUAAUGCAUUGUAACCAAAAAUAGGAGAAGCUUUCAGGCGAACCCACCGCGGUGGCUGAAAAGGCUGUGGGCUGGGCUCUUGUCACCCACGACCCGUGAAUUGCCGCAUCGUUUGAAUAUGAUAAACAUCAUUUUUAAGGGCCGGUCUGGAGUCCCGCACUUUAGGCUCUUACAUUGGGAUUUGCCUGGAUUUCAAAGCCCUCAUGGCGUGGCCCUGACACCUCUCAGGAGCUGGUAGGACAGCAGAGUCAGAGCUCCUGGCAGGCACUGGGUGUUUUCCCCCAGACUGGAUUGUGGAGGAAUUGUUUAGACCUUGGAUUGUCCCUCUGGGUGAUGACAGCCUGAUUGCUGUGAUUUGUGUAAUUCCAUACAUUCGAUUCCCAAAACUUCCCAGCCCGGGGGCUUGAGCUGACAGGGCACAGCUGACAGACUCCCGGCAGCGCCACACACAAAUAAUCCCGGACAAGAGUGAGCUUCGCUGCCAAGCACUGCAGGGGAAAUCGAAUCCGAGUGCCGUGGUUAUACACCCCAAUUAGAGGUGAGAUACACCAUCUGCAAGUGCAGACGGAGUGACGAUGUCCUGAAUAAAUGUCACAGCCUCCUUUUUUUCUGUUUCCAGGCCGAUGCAGCAGUGCACUGCGUCUUUUGGGACUCUGGGAAACAGUAAGUGUUAAUUGCCGAGCUGGCUCUGUUCCCAGCAUCGCAGAAGCUUUGGCUGCUUGACAUGACACCUUGAAACUCGAGCUUGUGCUGCUGCUUUGUGUUGAUGUCAACGCCUCGGUACUCAGUGUAAUCCCCAGGGAUAUGGGUGUGGCAUUGUGCAGUGCUGCAUCUACAUGAACAAGAAGACUUUGCCUAAGAAAAAGGCAGAAAUGCGGUGAAAUGUCACACGAACUGCUACCGUGACUUCAGGGAAUACAGUAUCGGUUUUGCUGGGGUCAGGUCUUUAGAAUGGCUCAAACGGUCACCAGAGAGAGGAAGGUGAGGACAGACAACCCCUCAAAGAUCCUGCUCAACUUUUGUGCUGCUCUGCUGAUGUUGAACAUUGUCAUCCUCACCGAUUCCUGGCUGACCGCAUUCAACCAGCCAGGCCUCCGCAUCACUGUAGCCACGCUCCUCCGCUAUCUCCUUCUUGCAUUAUUCAUGUGGAUGUGCCUGGAGUCUGUUCACUUUUAUUUGGCUCUUGUCAAAGUUUUCAAUGUUUGUGUCCCAAAGUACAUCCUAAAAUGCGGCAUUGCUGACUGGGGGUUCUUUAUGUUUGUGUUUCACUGCCUAAUGAAGGAUGAAGUAAUGAAGCGGUGCCGCGUACACUUCGGCUGGGGAAGACUUCAUCUGAGUAGGUAUUCUGCUUGAUUUGCAGAAAUAGGUAAAAUUCUGCUAUCAUAAACAAAUUGUAGAUGCGGUUUGCUGUCUGUCCUUCCAAUUUUCACUGGGUCUAGACAAUGCUAUUUUGUGUGCUCCUUGAAAAUAGUGUUUAUCACCUACUAUUGAUCCACUAAGACAAUAUCUUGGGCUCCAUAAAGAGAGAAGCUGGGCAACUACCUAAAACCUCCAGUAAUAUAAAGUCUGAAGAAAGAAUUGAGACAUGAUGAAACUUCCUUCUGCCACAUUCCCCCAGGGAGGCAGAAAGGAUGCAAAAAAAGCAGUAUCUUGGUGGAAAAAGAAAACCAAGCAGAAUUUCAUGCUGCUCUGAGCAGGAUUAGGCAUAUGUACUGUGCCCUGUUAGAGAGAGAGAGCAGGGAAAAUGAGUCUGUAUUUCCAGAUAGUGAGAGUGUUGUAAAACGUGAAGCAUCAGAAUGGGCCUUCAGGUCCAGAUACACGAACUCAGCUCCAGUUUGGGAUGAAAAGCACAUGAAGUACCAGGAGUAAAGAGAAUUUUAAGCUUUUGCCACUUUCUGGAGUUGCUUGCAUCUGUGACACAUGUUGAUGUCAUCAAGAGGCUUUAAAAUUGGUUGGGAAGUCUGUCUGCUUUCUCUUCAUAUCUGAAUCAUCCCCCAAACCAACUGCUGGGAACAACUCACAGCUCAAGAAUCCAGUCCUGUGGACUAUGAGUUACACAGAGGGAUAACGGAUCAGGUCCUCCAUCCCAGCGCAGCAAAUGCUCAAGUGACAAAACUGCUGAGCCUCAGAGCUCACGUUGCGAGCCCGAAUCUCUCAGACGGCUCUGGAAGCCCGGGGACUGUAAGAGUUGGUUGGGAUCUCUGCUGUUGGCCAAGCUUUGGUGCAUCGACCAACCUCUAGUGCAAUUCAAGAAGCAAUGAGCUUCUUUCAGUUCAAUUCCAAUUUCAGCUAAACGCCUGAUGCAUCAUUCAGAUGCCACCCUUGAGUACUCAACACUUGGUGGAGUGCAAUUAGUUUGCAAUGUUUGGAGACACCCUGAAUCUCCCAUACAGCAAAGUGAAACAUUUCAUUAGCUGAAAAGCCAAUAAAAAAAUUCUCCUCCUCCCCAGUUCAGAGCAAGAUCUAUAUGCAUUUCUCCUACGCAUAUUUUGAGAUCCAGAAGGGGGUGAAAGUAGUUUAUGUGCAACAGGAACCUGAAUUUCAGACACAAAUCUGUAUCUUUCCAUUGACCCUGCUGAUACGCUAUAAGCUAAAUAUUAAACACUUUUUUUAUCAGUUGAAGUCCACCCUGGGGAGAAGAAACAGAU
Catharus ustulatus (Swainson's thrush) is the source of this 2750-nucleotide messenger RNA. RefSeq names its product adhesion G-protein coupled receptor G2-like. Gene Ontology annotation, molecular function: G protein-coupled receptor activity. NCBI's taxonomy places the organism in Eukaryota, Metazoa, Chordata, Aves, Passeriformes, Turdidae. The transcript has 5 exons. Gene Ontology annotation, biological process: adenylate cyclase-activating G protein-coupled receptor signaling pathway. Bases 1054 to 1455 code for a protein of 133 amino acids. Gene Ontology annotation, cellular component: membrane. The record is from RefSeq and is a predicted model, not a curated record.